UAUGAUUGGUUUAUGAGCCUGUGACGAGGCCACUACGGGGUCUCUGAUUGGUCGAGAUCUGGAAACCAGGUAGUGGAAACAGCGCGACUUGAACGCAACACGCGCUUUCUUGCAGCGUCCCCUGCACUCACCGGUGUGUUGCUUUUCAUCAUGGACUCACCUCUGUUUCCCCGUGAGUCUGGGCAGUUCAUAGCAGAGCGGAGCCGGGAUGUGUUUGUGGAGGAGGAGGGAGUGAAGAAGGUGGCGGAGAUGCUCUACAACCUCCGACACGACGAGGUCCUGACCGCCAGCUGCUGGAAGACGGCAAAUCCUCUGGCGCCGGCGCCCACCUCUGACCAGGCCUUGAACUGGGUGUUUGUGGUCGACACCAUGAACUUCUCCUUUUGGCCAGAGAAAGAAACUGAACAGUGUGAGGUGACCUACAAAGGGACCACGUACACAGGCUACAUGACCCUGUGUGCUGCCAUCACCAGGGCCAUGGAGGAAGGUAUUCCCAUCACCGACCCCGAGUACUUCUCUCAGAUGAGUGUGGAGCAGCUGGCACACGUCCUCCGAUCAGACAAUGAGACACCGAUGCCGAUGCUUCAGGAGCGCCACCAGGUGCUGACUGAAGGCGGCCGCGUGCUGCUGGAACACGGCGGAAGCUUCCGGAGUUUUAUCGGCCAGGCUGGGAGUGACGCCAGGAAGAUGGUAGAACUCGUCGUGGAGAAGAUCCCCUCCUACAGGGACGAAGCUACGUAUGAGGGGAAGAAGAUCUCGUUCUACAAGCGAGCUCAGAUCUUGGUGGCAGAUUUCUGGGGCGUCAUGGAGGCCAGAGGAGAGGGAGACAUCGUCAGCAUGGACUGGCUCACCAUGUUUGCAGACUACAGGGUCCCUCAAGCUCUCGUCUACCUCGGAGCACUGCGGUACUCUGAUGCACUGAUGCAGGCGCUGAAGAGCGGCGAGCUGCUGAGUUCAGGGGACAGGAGAGAGGUCGAGAUUCGAGGUUGUUCAAUUUGGUCCGUCGAGCUCAUCAAAGAACGCCUUUGCAAGCUGGUGCAGGAGAGAGACGGGGAAACCUGCAGCGUCACCUCGGCAAUCAUCGACUUCUACCUGUGGCCUUACGCCAAGCAGCACCACAAAGAGAUGGCUCACAUACCCAUACACCACACACGCUGUGUUUACUACUGACGUACCGGCUGGCAGCAUUUCAUACAGUAGGCUGCACUUCUCAGUGUGCAGCCUUGGACCGGUGCCUCUCCCUGGGAUUAAGCCAAUCAUGUCUCCAUGCCAGAUAUAUGUACAAAUUGGCUUCCAACUCGCUGUAAUGGAAACAGGUGUCAGGCUUUGCUCUCACUUGUUGGGUGUAUGUGGGUAGCAGGACUGUUGGCCAUUCCCAGUCUAUUAAAAUGUUUGCAGUUUAUGUGGAACAUUUUCGAACACUGUUUUUUAUGGUAAUGGAGAACAAGUGGUCAUAUGCUGUAUGUGAUGAACACAUCUGCAGCGAGUUUUACAUGUAAAGUGAAUGAUCUGAUUGUGAAAUAAACAUUUUCAUUACAUGUUA
Molecule: messenger RNA, 1543 nt
Organism: Acanthopagrus latus (yellowfin seabream)
Lineage: Eukaryota; Metazoa; Chordata; Actinopteri; Spariformes; Sparidae
Gene: qng1
Product: chromosome 5 C9orf64 homolog
Exons: 7
Coding region: 151-1170 (339 amino acids)
Source: RefSeq, a predicted model, not a curated record